This is a messenger RNA of Diversispora eburnea, 318 nucleotides long. Lineage: Eukaryota; Fungi; Glomeromycota; Glomeromycetes; Diversisporales; Diversisporaceae. The record is from the annotation of a GenBank genome assembly.
AUGGCAGCCUCGACAUUAGUAGAAUUAACAAUAGAUUAUCUUUCACCUGAAGUUGUCGAGAUAAUUAAAACACAAAUCCCAAAUUUAAAUUCUUUAGAUAUUCGUACUACAACUCUUCCAUUACUUGAUUUCAUAUCAAUAUUACAUUUUACAACAACUCGGUCAAUUACAUUAAGACAUUUACAAAUUGAAUGUAGAUAUAAUGUUACUCCUGAAUCUCUAACCGCAUUAUUGGAAGAAUGUAAAGCACCUCUUAAAAUUAUAAGUUUAGAUGUUGAAAUAUUUGAUGAUACUUUAUUAGAAGUUAUAGUUGAUUAA